Messenger RNA from Toxorhynchites rutilus septentrionalis, 2601 nucleotides. RefSeq names its product heparan sulfate 2-O-sulfotransferase pipe (gene pip). Gene Ontology annotation, molecular function: sulfotransferase activity. NCBI's taxonomy places the organism in Eukaryota, Metazoa, Arthropoda, Insecta, Diptera, Culicidae. The transcript has 6 exons. The record is from RefSeq and is a predicted model, not a curated record. Bases 849 to 2039 code for a protein of 396 amino acids. Gene Ontology annotation, cellular component: membrane.
GUUGGCCACAACGCGUUCGGGAAGCCAGUCGCGCGGGAAUUUCGCUGGUUUUAUGCUUUUCCUUCGGUAUAACAUACUUUGCGGUGUGCGUGGUGUUCAUGUUUUUAUUUACUUUGUGCUCGAUUGCCCGUCGUAAUUCACGAAAUUUCGAAGCUUAUUUGGAAGCGAAUCGUCUUGCCGUGCUGUGACUUACUAAUUGGCGAUCCCAGGGGAAGCGUCUGACAGCUGCGAAGUACGUUGCCGCUUGGCGACAAGUGCCCCCAAAUUCAAUUACACUUUCAGUAACUCCGGUAGCGAAUCGGAUCGCGAGAAGCAGCGAGUGAGAGAAUAAAUAAAUAAAUAAUCGCCACGAGUAAAAAAAUAACGUAUAUAUUAGCGGAGGUGAGAAAAAAGGAAAUCAAGAAAAAAAAGUUCUGCGAAAUUCAAUUUUGUCCAAACGUGAGAUCAAUUGCUACCGCAAGGAAAAGUGAUUCCAAGUGAGCUGAAGUGAUCCAAUUUGGUUUUAAACGCGGUGAAGUCGUGAAUUUGAUUGAAUCGUGCUCGGGGAAGAAGUGUUCGUUGUGUAUUGUUGUUGUUAUUUUCAAAAUCUGUUUUGGCGAAAGAAUAUUGAGGUUAAGUGGUUUCGUGAUCGCACCGAUUAAUCUGGAGGAUAAUAGGAACGAAUUUGCACCAACUGUUCUCCGGACAACCAUCAAAGAAGGAAAAAAUAAAACAGAGCAUUGGAUGCUGUGUAAUUGACGAGCCGGCAGUGGGUCACUUGUCGAGUGUGUGUAUGUGUGUAUGCGAGUGCGUGUGUCAAUAAUCAAAACUUCAGCAGCGGCAACGAGCAAAAGCAGAGCCUGUCAGCGAUGGAUGUGUUGCUCAGACACAGAAGGAUGCCCUUCCCAAAAAGAUAUGCAGAAUUCGUUGCACUGAUUGCAAUCUCGUGCACGCUGUUCCUGUUUCUGCACACCCAGAGCCUGACGUCACGCCUCCGUGAAAUGGAAGAUAAAUUGCAGCCCUCGUCAUUAAUGUCAAGCAGCGGUUUAAGUGGUAAUUCAAUUAGUCAAGCUGCCUCUGGAACUACCAAUCAGGGGCAUGGACAGCAUCUACAGCCCCGACCCGGUGAAAGUAAUCUCCAUCACACGUACAACUACCUGAAGAGCACGGGACAGAUGCAAACACUGAGUGCACGUGACUUAAACAACACACGCCGCUCGCAAAUCCCCAUCAUCUUCUUCAACCGAGUCCCGAAGGUGGGCAGCCAAACGUUCAUGGAGCUUCUACGCCGUCUAGCGAUUCGCAACGAUUACACCUUCCAUCGGGAUGUCGUCCAACGUCUGGAGGUAAUCCGUCUGUCACCGGACCGCCAGCAGGAGCUGGCCGAGAUGGUUUCGGAUCUGCCUAUGCCUUCGGUCUACGUGAAACACGUCUGCUACACCAAUUUCACCCGCUUCGGACUGCCAAUGCCAAUCUACGUGAAUAUGGUCCGCGAUCCGGUCGAGCGCAUUAUCAGCUGGUACUACUAUGUCCGGGCACCAUGGUACUUCGUCGAACGAAAGCAAGCCUUCCCCGAUCUGCCCCUGCCCGAUCCACGCUGGCUGAAAAAGGACUUCGAAACUUGUGUGCUACAGGGAGAUCCAGAGUGCACUUAUGCCCAGGGAGCAAUCCACGAAGGAAUCGGAGAUCAUCGACGGCAGACUCUAUUCUUCUGUGGUCACGAUGAGGAGUGCCUACCCUUCAACAGUCCAGGAGCCCUGGAGCGCGCCAAAUACGUAGUCGAAAGCCAGUACGCCGUGGUCGGUGUGCUGGAGGAUCUAAACACAACGCUCUCUGUGCUGGAACGAUACGUUCCGCAGUUCUUCUCCGGGGCAACUUCCGUGUACUUCAACGAGGUGAACCUUUUACAGAAGAUCAACAAAAACAACUUCAAGCCCCCGGUCAGCGAGGAAAUCAAGGACCUGGUUCGGAAAAACUUUACCCGCGAAAUCGAGUUCUACCAGUUCUGCAAACAACGGCUGUACAAACAGUUUCUCGCAACUCAGCUACCCCACAAAUAACGAAAAGCCAGCGAAACCGAUAGACCGGUAGAAAAAACUCUGACGCCCUUGACAGGUGUUCUUCUCGGCAGCGGAAAUGUCUGUUCGCCGCCAGAGGCAACCACUUCAAGUUCCACCAUUUUAAAACAAGUCUUCAUUUCAUCAUUCCUCUCUCCUGACGCCGUUGGGAGGACUCAUAUUUAUACAUGUCUGACGAACACACACAUUUAUAGCUUGUAAUCGAGUUUAAGUAAGUUAUCGAGAAGAAGAAGAAGAAGAAGAAAGGAACAUGACGAUUAAUAGGAAUUGCUGUUUUUUUUUUGUUUUAAUCCGCGAACAGAGAAGGUUCAAAACUUCCAAUGUGAUAGAUGCUUAAAUUAUGUAAAUGUGUACAUUUAUUUUUCGGCAAUUUCGACAGAGAAUUCAUUUUGAUAGUGACGCAACCGAUAACAAAAGGAAAAUCGCCGUGAAAAUAUACAAAUAAAAAAGGAAAAACAAGAAAGCCUUCCUAGAUCUAUUUACAAGAAAGAAAUUACGAGGAGAUUGUAGAUCGUUAGUGAAUUACUAGUUGUAGAUGUGCUGU